This is a messenger RNA of Topomyia yanbarensis, 865 nucleotides long. RefSeq names its product glycine cleavage system H protein, mitochondrial (gene ppl). The record is from RefSeq and is a predicted model, not a curated record. Gene Ontology annotation, cellular component: mitochondrion; glycine cleavage complex; cytoplasm. Bases 204 to 695 code for a protein of 163 amino acids. The transcript is spliced from 4 exons. NCBI's taxonomy places the organism in Eukaryota, Metazoa, Arthropoda, Insecta, Diptera, Culicidae. Gene Ontology annotation, biological process: glycine decarboxylation via glycine cleavage system; protein lipoylation.
GUGAGGGAACGGGAGAGAGGUACCAUGGGAAAAAUUCACAAAACAGCAAACGGUCAAUAUUGAUAAGCGAGUUUCCACCAUCGCAGCUGCUCGCUUACUCGCCGUUUGGCAAAGCGUCGGCACGGCAGUAGGACAAGAAUAUUGAAAGAGUUUAGUUCGUCUCUACCGGUGCUCGAGAAGCCAACAGCGGCAGCAGAAGUAAAAUGGUGUUAUGUCACAUUCGUGCUACUUUGCAACUUGGCCAGCUGGUCAAUGCUGCCGUUCGGUCACAUUACGGAUAUCAGUGCAGUAGGUUACUCAGUACCAGCAGUUUGCUGUUGAAAGAGAGGUUAUACACUGAUAAACACGAAUGGGUCUCGGUCGAGGGUGAAGUCGGAACCGUUGGAAUUUCGAACUUUGCUCAGGAAGCCCUCGGUGAUGUAGUAUUUGUGCAGCUUCCGGAAGUCGGCACCAAAUUGUCACAGAAGGAUGAGUGCGGUGCUCUGGAGAGCGUGAAAGCUGCCAGCGAGGUUUACUCGCCAGUUUCUGGAGCUGUCACAGAAAAAAAUAAGGCCGUCGAGGAUACCCCUGCAUUAGUGAAUACAUCGUGUUACGAGACUGGUUGGCUGUUCAAACUAAAACUAACAAAACCGGACGAGUUGUCGAAACUGAUGAGCGAGAAACAGUACAGCGAGUAUCUGAAAAAUGCUCACUAAAAACUGCACCCCGAGCCUUCUAGGAGCAGAGAGUCUAUGGUGGCUUGCUGCUACCAAUGAGUUCGCAGCUGAAAUCAAUCGAAACCAUCUAGUAAAUAGUUGCUAUGCCAUAUAAGUCCUGUGUAAAUCGAAUGUUUGUAAUUUAUAAAGUAAAUAUGUUUUUUUCCCUA